Molecule: messenger RNA, 345 nt
Organism: Lactuca sativa (garden lettuce)
Lineage: Eukaryota; Viridiplantae; Streptophyta; Magnoliopsida; Asterales; Asteraceae
Source: RefSeq, a predicted model, not a curated record
AUGGCAAGAUUUCAUUUACCAGGAGAUCCCUACUUUCCGAACCAAGAAAACGGUGGUUGGAUAGAAUCAGAACCGGAAGAGGAUCCCAAGGAAGUAUUCGAGGAGGAACCCGAGGAAGACCCCAAAGAGGCCGAAGAAGAAGAAGAACCUGAAGAGGAAGAAGAAAUUGACGAAGAAGAACUCGAAAAAGAAUUGGAGGAAGAAGAAGAAGAGGAGGAGCCGAAGGAGGAACUAGAAAUCAUCAACUCUCCUUACAUCGCCAGGGUGCCUACGAACCGUUUUGGCUACAACAAGCCUGAGCCCCAUUGGGAAACAAUGAUCGAGAGGUGGAGCCAUCAACAAUGA